AUGGCUUUAUAUUACAACUUAGUUUUUGGCUUACUUGUCAUUGAAAUGGCUUUUUUUGCCAUUCUUUCAUUGCCAUACCCAAGGCAAGUUAGAAGAACAGUUUUAUCAACAGUGUCAGCGCCGUUUAGAAACGAGCAAUUUCAAAUUGCAUUGAAAUGUGUCUUGGGAUUUGUGUUUGUCUUGUUUGUUGAUUCUGUAAAUCGUGUUUAUGCAGUCACCUCAGAAUUAACUUCAGCAACCCAAGCCCAUCCAGGUACGUCAAUAAUGAAUGACAGAUCAGAAAUUCAAGCAAGAAGGUUCUAUGCUCAAAGAAAUAUGUACCUUUGCGGAUUCACUUUGUUUUUGACUUUGAUUUUGACUAGAACUUAUAAUUUGGUUGUUGAGUUGAUUGCUACAAAGGAUAAAGUUGAUGCUUUGAAGGAAAACAAUGCUGAGGAUGUUUCUACUACAGCUGGGGAUAGUGAAGAAUUGGUCAAAUUGAAGGCUGAAUUGGCUGAAAAGGAAAGAACUUUGGAGACUUUGAAAAGCCAAGCCGGAACUUUGAGUAAGGAUUACGAAGGUGAAUCUGAAUUGAAAGAGAGGAGAUAG
Messenger RNA from Lodderomyces orthopsilosis Co 90-125, 588 nucleotides. RefSeq lists its product as uncharacterized. The coding region runs from base 1 to 588 and encodes 195 amino acids. NCBI's taxonomy places the organism in Eukaryota, Fungi, Ascomycota, Pichiomycetes, Serinales, Debaryomycetaceae. The transcript has a single exon. Gene Ontology annotation, biological process: intracellular protein transport; endoplasmic reticulum to Golgi vesicle-mediated transport. Gene Ontology annotation, cellular component: endoplasmic reticulum; endoplasmic reticulum membrane. The record is from RefSeq and is a predicted model, not a curated record.